CCCGCGCCGCUCCCCACUGGGCUCGCGCACUCGUCCCUGGAUGGGAAGUUGGGGGAGAUGGACCGGGUCUCGCUGGCGUGGAUGGCGCUCUUCGGGCUGACAGCCCUGGCAGGUGGUCUCCAGGUCACAGUGCCCGACAAGAAGCAGGUGGCCAUGCUCUUCCAGCCCACACUGCUCCGCUGCCACUUCUCCACGUCCUCCCGCCAGCCCGCCGUCGUGCAGUGGAAGUUCAAGUCCUACUGCCAGGAUCGCAUGGGGGAGUCCCUGGGCAUGGCCUCUCCCCGGGCCCAGUCUCUCAGCAAGAGAAACCUGGAGUGGGACCCCUACCUGGACUGCUUGGACAGCAGGAGGACCGUUCGAGUGGUCGCUUCAAAACAGGGCUCGACCGUCACCCUGGGAGACUUCUACAGGGGCCGAGAGGUCACCAUCGUCCACGAUGCAGAUCUUCAAAUUGGAAAACUCAUGUGGGGAGACAGUGGACUCUAUUACUGUAUCAUCACCACCCCCGAUGACCUGGAGGGCAAAAACGAGGACUCGGUGGAGCUGCUGGUGUUGGAGUGGGUGUUUGUGGGGCUGGUGAUCCUGGGCGUCUUCCUCUUCUUCGUCCUGGUGGGCAUCUGCUGGUGCCAGUGCUGCCCGCACAGCUGCUGCUGCUACAUCCGCUGCCCGUGCUGCCCGGAAUCCUGCUGCUGCCCUCAGGCCUUGUAUGAAGCAGGGAAAGCAGCCAAGGCCGGGUACCCUCCCUCUGUGUCCUGUGUCCCCGGCCCCUACUCCAUCCCCCCUGUCCCCUUGGGAGGAGCCCCCUCAUCGGGCAUGCUGAUGGACAAGCCGCAUCCACCUCCCCUGGCUCGGAGCGACUCCACUGGAGGAAGCCGCAGUGUUCGCAAAGGUUACCGGAUCCAAGCGGACAAAGAGCGGGACUCCAUGAAGGUCCUGUACUACGUGGAGAAGGAGCUGGCUCAGUUUGACCCGGCCCGGAGGCUGCGGGGCCACUAUAACAACACCAUCUCGGAACUCAGCUCCCUGCACGAGGAGGAUGGCAAUUUCCGCCAGUCUUACCAUCAGAUGCGGAGCAAGCAGUUCCCUGUGUCCCGGGACUUGGAGAGCAAUGCUGACUACUGGUCGGGCGUCAUGGGAGGCAGCAGUGGGACGAGCCGGGGGCCCUCGGCCGUGGAGUACAACAGAGAGGACCGGGACAGCUUCAGGCACAGAAUGACUUUCCAACCAGGAUGUCCCUUGUGGUCUGAUGUUUGUUCGAGACAUCUCUCUGGAUGACGAGAAUCAGAAGUGGACAAUGGGGACAAGACACAAAUCCAAGCGCCAGCAGGCCGGGACCUUCUCCGGCCGCCACCUUGGAAGGUUUGCUGAUCUUUGCUUUGGCCAGGGAUGGGGGAAGCCUGAGUGAGGCUGAUUCCAAACCUCAGUACCAUGUGACGGGUUUGAGAAAUCGCCAUGGGAGUGACUGCGCGCAGGAACGUUCCACACGCGCAUUUCUCGCCCGCCCAGUCUCCUUAGCCGAACCAGGAUUCUUUCCAAGUCUGACAGGAGUGAGCUGGGGACGCUAAGCUCCAGGAAUGCCGCUGCCUCCAGCACGCAUUUCCGUGCCUCCUGGCUGUGCCGAGAGGCAGCAGAACUUAUUACUGCUAUCAGAAGGCCUUCUGCUGACGACGGGAGGGAGCUUCCGGCUAAGUAUACGUGUUAUCCCAUCUCCUCCUCGUCACUACUCAGCGACUGCGGUUACACUGAAGUCAGAAGCUGUGAGUGAGCUCAUGACAGAAAUGACUUCAAUUUGUUGUCGGAACAACACGGAAGAGAGUAUAUACCUGUUUGGAAAGCUAAGUGGGUUCAUUUUCCAUUCUGAGAACAUAAGCUGCUUUUUCUCUCUCUGCUGCACACGGCUGAGUCUUGAACAAGAGCUGGGGCCACACAGAGCCUGCCUCCCUCCACAUGGCGACAGGCUUUACGAUAAAUGCUCCACAUCUGCACGUGCAGGAGAAGAGGGAGCAAAAGGAGAGGAUGCAGUAAUGGACUGAAGAGAAAAGAAUGCAUGUUCUCAUACUUGGAAUAUGGGCCAUUUCCCUCCCGAACUCCACGUGAUCUCCCUGGGUUUGUACUGCGUUUGCCAUGUGUAGUUUCUGCCACAGCAGCUCUGCUGUUCCAGGACCCGGAGACGUGCCCACGCACCUUGGCCUCACUGUGUGGCCACUCCAGACACUUUGGGAGACAAGGGACGCUGCUUCCGGAGGAGCACUUCCUGUCCCCACCAUGGCCUAAACGACAGGUUUGCCUCCCGAUAGAUCACUCUGGGUUUUGUAAUUUGUGCAAAUUGAAAAAAAUGGCCACACUUUCCUUCUCACCCAGAAGUGAAGUCUUGUCUCUCCACCCUGGAAUCUGGCAUGGCCAGGUGAUGUGAUUGGGCUGUCCCACGGCAUGAUGGGAGAAAGGGCCCAGUUCCCCCUCCCCCUCUCUGAUUGCAGACAUGAGGGAGCCCAGCUAAGACCAGCAGAAGAACCGCCAGUGAGCGAGCCCACAUCACUGACUCCUACUCAAGGCAUGAGACCUUGCUCUCUUUACAUGUUCAUCUUCUUCUUGCUUCACUGUCCAGCCCCGAAUCCCUGACUCCAUCCAGCCUUGGGUGUCUCACAGUCUCCACUUUCUUGGACAGACUUUGGCCAAAGCCUUUCUCCCCAGGCUAUAUGGCAGGACUCGUGGUUGGGUCCAAUCCCUGGAGGGUGCUCGCCUGCCACACGGGUCCAUCCUGUACCUGUGGUUCCCUGGACAGCUUCCUUCUUCAGCAUCUCCUUGGGCUUCUCCAGGGCCACCUGACUGGAGCUGGGCCUCAUUCUCAGAGGACCAUUCCAUUUGCAUCAGGUUUUGCCAAAACAGUCGUGUGCAAUGAAACGAAGAAGUGGCUGGGUGAGGCCAGUGGAUGGGUUGAUAUCAUUGCUUGGAGAACUGGGCUACCAAGGACUCCGUGGUGGCUCUGGCCUGUCCGAGAGGACCCAGGCGGACAGUUCAGCCCAGUGCUGGCACUUCCAAGGGCUGGAAGACAUGAGCCAUAACCCUGGUGCUGAGUCUUAGACGUGCUGCUGUCCCUGGCCUCCAAAAGCCUAGGUCUAGUCUGUCCAUUUGGGCCCUGCUUCAGAUGGAAAAGAUGAUUAAAACACCCUUUCUUAGUCACCAGCUUUGGAGUUGACUUGCUCAGGCAAUCUUGGAGAACAUCGGUAGCUGCGGGCGCUAUUAUCUCUUCAUCCGCACCCUGAAUCAGGCUUCUCGCCACCGAAGAGCCCCCCACGCCCGCCACAGAGCCCCCACACACUGCUGCUCCGAGCCGGGCACUCUGGCUUGGGUGACGGUGGAGGAGGCAGUGGGGAAGGACUAAAAUUGGAAACCUGCAAUUCCAAGGACGACACAGGUGCAGGCAGUGACAGACAUGGAGUAACCGGGGCUGGGCCAGCUUGUCUGUAGAGUGACUGAGACAUCAAGGCCUUCAGGGAAGAGAGAAGACAGUCGCUUCUGGGUACGUGGGCAGGAGGUGAGGCUGACAGACAAGGGAAGGCAGAGGUGCCAUCGGUGCCCAGGCUUUCCUGGCCUGCCCUUGCUCCUGCUCUCCUGAGUCGUGUGUCCUCAAAGGAAGGGCUGGCCCAGCUUCCUUCCCGGGCUUCCUGGGGCACAAAGCCAGUCUGGUGUGAGACUGGUCUCUGACCACUGGGACCUGGGGAAACAGGACAUGCCCAAGGAAGAACUGGGAGGCCCUGUGCACAUCAUGUGAAGCAGUGCUAUGGAUAAGUGACAGCAGACCCGGAGAUUAAAGUGUGCGUUUUUUAUUUAAAUGGGUAUAUUUUGAUAUUUUAGUUGUUUGUGUGUCCGUCCAUCUUGGUUCAUGAUAUUCUCAGUGAUGGGAAAAGCCAAUGUUAAUAAAGAAAGGGGACCUGGGAGAGGGAGGGGGAGGCGGAGGGCCCAUGGGAUGAUGGGUGAGCUGCUGUGUUUGCCUGUGAGUCACAGUGAGUUGGGGACGUGUUGAGGGCACGUGGAUGCAGGUGGCAGAGUAUCCCCUGGUAGAUGAACUGCGUCUCUGGGCCGUGCAGAGACUCCUUAGGAAGCCGGGGACGUUUGUCAUGGAGCUGACAGUGCAUGCCAGCUGUCCCGCCCACGCGUGCUCACCGGAGCGCUGUCCUGGCUGCUCCGGCUCCGUUCCGCAGCCUCCAGUGCUGCCGGCCACCCUCCCGACACAAAGUCUCACAGAGAAGACGGGUGGCCACCCUCCUGACACAAAGUCUUACAGAGAAGACGGGCCUCAUCUCAGCCUCACUCUGCCCCUGGCAUGGGGUGGGGAGGGGCUGCCACUCACCCCCAGGCACUCCAUGCUCAAAACACUUUGCCACACCCGUCAGUGCUACUCAUCGUCUCAAAGACUCACACGGCUCCUGGACUAGACUCAGGCCACCUCUGCCGGAGGCCGCAGCCUCGGCUUUAGCGAUGGAGACGUACACCGUCGCCCAUUGGUGAAGUCACACGCGGAAUCUGGUCUCCGGACGCCAAGCCUUAGGUCUUCUCUGCUGGAUCCGCGAUUCCCAAAACCGCCUGCCCACACAGAUGACUCGACUGCUGCAUGUGGGGUGGGCAAGAAGCAGCAAAUCUACACGACCCAUCCUCCCAACCCAGGGUUCUGCCUGAACCUUACAGGAGUGGAAACUGACUUGGCUGUAGGGAUCCAGAUUGACCAACAUGGGGUCCAGGUGCUUCAAGGGCCUCGCUUUUCCUGCCAGGAUCCCCCUCUGACCUCCUAGGAAGCUGGUCAGUGAGGCUCAGAGUUGGGGGCUCUGGACAUCCGAGUGGGGCGAGGACACUCAUGAGCUGCUGCGAGCAGCCGCCGGGGCUCCCGCUGCCGGGGUGGCGAGAAGGGGGUUCUUAUAUUUGCCUGAUGCUCAGGGUGUUGGUGUUUACAGGCCACUUCCACAUGCCCUGUUUCAUUGGGUCUGUGAGAGGCUGGGGGGAUGCUGGGGUCCCUCAAACAAAGUGAAAGAAGUUGAAAAGGAGCUUUUAAAAACCCAGAGCCAGGCCCACGGACUGUCUAGGGUUCUUUCCAGUUCCUGCGACUCCUGAGGGCCUGGGGUCUGGCUGACCCUCCGUACCGCCCGCCGAGCACGGUGGCAGGAGCCCUGCUCUCGAGGCCCACGACCUGGUGCCGUGGAGGGAAGCCGUGAGCACAGACACGCUGCCCGUCCUACCCGGGCACUGCCCAGCGACUGCUGAUGUGCCGGGGACUCAGCCUCGCCCCGUGCUGGGGGCGCCUGGAUAACUGUGUCACAGAUUUUAGACUCCUCCUUGAAGAGGGAUUUCUGAGCCAAAGUACAAAUUUGAGACUCAGAUUUCCGGGCCUUGGGGGUGACCUGCUUAGGAUCUAACUGUCUGCCACUUCCCUCAUUUGGGAUUUUCAGUAGAACGAAGAGGGCAGAUACCGAGGGAGGCAGCGCGGUUACUCUGCAUGGUGGUGGUUGGCUGGUGGGGCUGGACCUGCUCCCGGGAAGGCUGAACGAGAGGAGCCCCUCAGCGUGGCUUCCAGGGAGCACCGCUGUGUGGGCGAAGGUAUACACGCUGCCCGAGAGCCUCCUGUGGGAGGAAGGAGAAGGGACGGAGGCUGAGGAAGGUGCUGCCCACGUCACCUAUCUGUUCGUUUUUUGUUACUCAUCUGUGGCAUCGAAACUGAACUGUCUGCCUGUUGCCCAGGACUUCUUUUCAGUGUCAAAUAUACAAAGCGAAUUGCAUUGUAAUGUUUCAAACUGUGAAAUAAAGCAUUUUUCACCUCC
Myotis brandtii (Brandt's bat) is the source of this 5810-nucleotide messenger RNA. It is a transcript of the gene ILDR2, whose product is annotated as immunoglobulin-like domain containing receptor 2. NCBI's taxonomy places the organism in Eukaryota, Metazoa, Chordata, Mammalia, Chiroptera, Vespertilionidae. The transcript has 8 exons. Gene Ontology annotation, cellular component: membrane. Gene Ontology annotation, biological process: pancreas development. The record is from RefSeq and is a predicted model, not a curated record. Bases 58 to 1275 code for a protein of 405 amino acids.